UUUUAUCAUCUAUUUUUUUAUAAAAUUUCUCGUAAAAAAAUGAGUGUAUUUAUUAGCUGUUUUCUUGGUAAAUUUCUCAAUAAAAUAAGAAAUUCCAGUACGUAAUUGCACCUCGACUUUAAUUUUCAACGUUUCAAGUAAAACGGCUCCAAUUAGUUCUGAAAUAAUACUCGAAAACAAGCAAGCGAUCAUAUGCUAGCAAUAUUGAAGAUGAUGGAGUGUUUGUCGAAUAUUGAUAACGUAUCGUAAGACGCUCCUACGUAAAACAGCGACUUCCCGAUUGUGAGAACUUCUUCAUCUACGCUUCCUUCAGAAUCAUCUCAUCAUGGACAUUGAAAACGAAAUCUGGAGAGAAUGUACCAAAUGGUUGACUCGCUGCGGAGCCUUACGCCCUGAUCACAAAUUGAACUGGUCCGAUUCCACGAUUGCGGAUUUCGCUUACACUUUGCGAGAUGGUGUACUGCUGUGUAACUUGUUGAACAUCUUGGAUUCGGAAUCGUUCGAUAUGAAAGACGUGAAUCAAAAACCGCAAAUGGCUCAAUUUUUAUGCCUUCGCAACAUAAAAACAUUUCUGCAAGCGUGUCAAGAGUUAUAUGGGUUACAAGAAUGUGAUUUAUUUGAACCGUCCAUGUUGUUCGAUUUAUCGGAUUUUUAUAAAGUAAUGAAUACUCUGUCUAGACUUUCCAAUUGUCCGAAGCUUAGGAAGAAAGGGAUUCCGGGAUUUAGUAUUCCGAAGUUGAGAACGCCUUCGCAAGAAGACAUUUAUCGUAAUCUUAACGCUGGUAUAAGUAACGAUACUAACGAUACAUCUGACAGCGAAGAUAUCGCGAAUUUUGAUAAUGUGCUUCGUUGGUCUCCCUUCGAUGAUGAGGGUGAGAAACACGUUUACGAAGAACUUUGCUAUGUUACCUUUGGCAAAGAGAUUCCGGUCGCCGUCGUUCCCAGCAUUGAAAAACGUGAUUACGUUAUUAAUGAGUUAAUCGAAACGGAAAAAAAUUACGUCGAUGUAUUGAACACGUUACAAAAAAGUUUCAUGCGACCUUUAAAAAACUGCAUCAGCGAGGAUGAUUACGCGACAAUAUUUUUCGGCAUCAACGAAUUGGCCGAAAUACAUACUGGUUUUCAUGUCCAGCUCCGUAAAGCAUGCACUCCCUGCAGUACUCAACGCCUGAGCGAAGUAUUUUUAGGUUGGAGACAGCGAUUCAUCAUUUAUGGCGAUUAUUGCGCCAAUUUGACCUCGGCCGAGUCGAGAAUUUUAGAAAUUUGCUCGAAAAAUGAAGUCAUUAAACAGGAAGUUGACCGAUGUCAGCAAGAAGCUAAUAAUAGUAAAUUUAAAUUGAGAGAUUUAUUAUUCGUGCCGAUGCAGCGGAUUUUGAAAUAUCAUUUAUUGCUCGAUAAACUUCUGCAAGAAACUCAACCUCAUCAUGAAGAUUUUCGUGGAUUAGAACGAGCAAAGGAGGCGAUGGUUGAUGUUGCCGAGUAUAUCAAUGAGGUAAAAAGGGACAGCGACACUCUACACAUCAUCGAUAACAUACAACAAGCUAUUACCGAUUGGACUAUGACCGAAAAAAACACAUAUUUGAAAGAUUUCGGACGUUUACUGAAGGAUGGCGAAGUAAAAGUGAAAUGCUCGAAUGAUCCAAAAACCAGAUUAAGAUACGUUUUCGUAUUCGAUCAAAUUUUAUUAAUGUGUAAAUUAAUGAGGGGCGAAACAUACAGUUUAAAAGAGAUGUUGCAUUUAAACGAAUACAAAAUCGAAGAAAUUACUCGACGUACUGUCAGUAGAGAAACAUCUGCGAGAUGGAAUCACUCGUUUAAUCUAAUUUAUAAAUUCGAAUCGAACAAUGUAACGUAUACUUUUUGUUUGAAAACCGAAGAUUCUCGUAGGAAAUGGGUGAAAGCGUUGCAAGAUGCUUUAGAUAAUAUCGAACCUGCGUCGGCGAGACAUACAGAGCAUAAGUUUCUGUUUCAAACAUUUGAUAAACCGUCGGUUUGCAAUUAUUGCAGUAAAUUUUUGAAAGGUCGAAUUUUCCAGGGUUAUAAGUGUACAAAUUGUGGAAUCGCAGUCCAUAAAGCUUGUAUUGUUAAUUCGAACCGAUGUGGCACCAGACAUCAGCCAGAAAUACCUCCUAGGCCUCCGUUUGGUUCACUAGCUUCUCGAAGUCCUCUCAGUCCCAAUUGCUUUACUCCAUUAGAUGGUCAACUCGUCGAUUGGGGCAGAGAAUGGUCAGAUAAGGAUUUCCUGUCUGAACAUUUGUGGUUUGUCGGUGAAAUGGGUCGAGACCAAGCUACCAAUUUAUUAGAACAAGAAAUCGAUGGUACGUUUUUGGUGCGAAUUCGACCUCAAGGUCCAACUCACACCAAUGAAUCAGCAUUUGCGUUAAGCUUAAAAACUGAUGGUAAAGUGAAACAUAUGAAAGUUUAUGAAAAGAAGGUGAACGGAUCAUCUAAUUAUUAUCUAUCGGAAUCUCGAUUCUUUCCAAGUCUAAUCGACCUGAUCAGUUGCUACGAACAAACUAGUCUUGGUGAAAAUUUCAUGGGGUUGAAUGUUCGACUUCAGUGGCCAUUCAGAAGAAUAAUGGCUGUCGCUGAGUUUGAUUUCAAUCCCUCUGAACCAAAUCAGUUACCAUUGAAGAAAGGUUGCCAAGUAUUAGUGCUGAGCAAAGAAGGCGACCACAAAGGAUGGUGGAAAGGACAAAUUAACGAUAGGAUUGGCUUUUUUCCAAAGGUUUAUGUUCGAGAGAUAUCGGAUACAUUUCAAAUGAAUCGACAUAUGUAAUAAUCUCUUGUUGUGUUUUAAUUUAUUAUACUCAGAACUAGCUUCAUCGUUUUUGCUUGUUUUAAUUUGGCCGUAGUCUGUGAUACUAUUGUAAGCUUAAUUUUUCUUUACUGUUUCGACUCGUAUUUUAAUUUAAUUUUGCUUAAAAAUGUAUAUUCCAACUGCAAAUUAUUUUAUGUAUUCUUUUUUCUAUGUUAUUUAAUACGAUUUACUUGUUUGUGUUUUAUUCUCAAUUAAUAUCAUACGUGUUGUGAUGAUUAAAUUAUUGUGUUUUUAAUGUGCUCAAAGAUUAAAAAUUUCGUAAAUUC
Messenger RNA from Planococcus citri (citrus mealybug), 3087 nucleotides. RefSeq names its product Vav guanine nucleotide exchange factor (gene Vav). Gene Ontology annotation, biological process: cell migration; regulation of GTPase activity. Bases 326 to 2779 code for a protein of 817 amino acids. The record is from RefSeq and is a predicted model, not a curated record. The transcript has 17 exons. Lineage: Eukaryota; Metazoa; Arthropoda; Insecta; Hemiptera; Pseudococcidae. Gene Ontology annotation, molecular function: guanyl-nucleotide exchange factor activity; protein binding. Gene Ontology annotation, cellular component: cytoplasm.